Fusarium proliferatum ET1 is the source of this 2271-nucleotide messenger RNA. RefSeq lists its product as uncharacterized. The record is from RefSeq and is a predicted model, not a curated record. The transcript is spliced from 2 exons. Bases 1 to 2271 code for a protein of 756 amino acids. NCBI's taxonomy places the organism in Eukaryota, Fungi, Ascomycota, Sordariomycetes, Hypocreales, Nectriaceae.
AUGGCUUCGCUUCCAUCUUACCAAGAUGCCAUCUCUCCCGACUGGCUGCCCCUAGUGGCUCCCUACAUCUCUCCCAAGGACUAUCCGGCCUUGUGCGGUGUAAAUCACCGGUACUGGGACGUUUUUGCCCCGCGCAUAUGGAGUCGUAUCCCACGCUCAGACAUUGUUACCGGUCUUGAUGAUGCAGAACAUGAUUUGGAUUGGUUGAUGAACUCUGUUUUCAACGGCGUCAGUCGGCUGAGAUCCGAGACGUUGAGCCUUGUUCGAGUCUUUGAUGCUCGCUCCAUCAGGGGCACAUAUUCUCUCAGCAUGGGUGUCAACCUCAAUACGAGCUUGAAGAAUGCAGUCAAGUUCUUACCAAACCUAAUCUGUAUUCUCAUCGAUGGCCAUGAAGAUCUUGACCCUUCUGAAUCCUUCGCAGAGGUUGGCCAUCGGAUUCAACUCCUCACCAUGGCCGGUUGCCCCGUGUCACUAUCAAACAAGUUCAUCAACACCCUUCGCGGAAUUGUCUAUCUAGAUCUAUCGUACACUUCGGGGUCACUCCGUCCCUUAUUCCAAGACGAUGUGCUCCCUGAACUACGUCUCCUGAAAAUCCAAGGCAAGGAGGUCGACGACACCACCGUCGAGAAUCUAACCGCUCGAUUCGGAACUCGUCUAUGGAGCUUGGACUUGAGUAACAACAAGCUAACAGACCAGGCGCUCGAUAGUAUCGGGGCUCAUUGUUUUCGACCAGCCGAUCCUCCCCCGGACGCCAACUUUGAUGUCGAGGGUAAGCUGGAAUUCGGAUGCACAAUCCCUGACUUUGGGACUUGGAUUCGCAUUGUUGAGUCUGAAUGGAGUGCCUCUUUCAGUCACCCAAACAGGCAUUUUGUCGACGCGCCGUUGUAUGAUCUUCACGAUACAUUGCCCCAAGAAUGUGCGUCUAAACGACUGGACGGGAAGUUCCCCGUCAAAUCAGAUGCGGCGGACGCCGUUUGCCGGGGCCUCCAAGGCGAGGACCCCUAUUUCCCGCCAGCGAGCUUUCAAGCGUUACCGGGGCUUACGCAUCUCAACGUCUCUGGCAACAGGGUCUCAGCCCUCGGCGUCAUGAAGCUGCUUACGCUGUGCCGUGGGCGCCUCGAGCAGUUUAGCUGCGACUCGAUGAUGCUUGUUCCGCCUCUGAAAGAAACUAUGGCCGCAGUGUGGUGGCCUAAGGCGGCUAAACUCUAUGGCUUUUAUGCUACACAUACACUACGACCCGUGCUGUCGUCCAACUUGCAGGUAGUCAAGCUACACCAUUCAGUAGUGACCCAAAUUCCCACAUUGGAACUUGAGGGAUUCUCUAGCAUGGCUUGUCUGCACAUAGCUGAGAAUAUCCUACUGCCGCGGGCUGAGAUGGCCUUCCCCGAGCCAUUUGUCCCUGAUAUGAACCCACGCAUCACCUCACUAACCCUUACACAUAUUCCGCGACGCUCGAGUGGCCCGCUGAUCAAUAGACUGAUUUCCUUCCUAAAACUUCUCUCUGCGCAGGAGCGUGCGCUUUUUGACCUGUCAUCUCGGCGGGGUCCCAGCGUCUUGGCCGGCCUCCGUCACUUCCGGCUCGAGUUCGAGCAGGAUGCUUACGAGGGUGACGCCUAUACUGCAGGAGAAAUAGAUGCUGAGGAACUGCUAAACUCGGGCGAUAAGGGGUUCAGUUUCUUUGAUGACGAGGCCAGCGGGCGCCCACGGCCCGUUCGAGAGCUAGCUACCUCUCCCCCUCACAAACGGGAUCAGACGGAGUUUUCCGUUUCUCAAAGGGAGCAGGACCUGGAGACUGACUACCUGGAUAUAGACGUCUGGGUGGAUGGAAAGUCCACUAGGGUCCAGGUAUGGGUCGGCUCAGCCUCUAACGAGAGUAGCAACCCCAUGCUACGAGACUAUCGAGAGCUGGCGUUGCAUUACAAAGUGCAUGAUCGUAUCGGACCGGCCUCCCCUGCACAAAUACGUGCGGGCGUCCCCUGUUCGGCACUCGUCUUUCACACAGCAUGGUGUAUGGCGAUCAUGCCCUGUCGGCAUAGGUCUGCCGCCAUAAGAGAGCCCACAAGGGUCGAGCUUGACACGAUGAAAGACGUGCUGUCUGAGCUAAAACAGUUUCGACUCCAAGGCAGGGCAAAAUACCUCAAGCUGCAAGGCGAGUCUGCCAGCGGAACCUGCCCGCCUGGUCCACCCCAUGGAUUCUGGCUUGGGAAGCUUGAGGUUUCGACUCACCAGAGGGCGGCGCUACGGAGCAAAACCGCAGACUAUUGGAGAUGA